This is a messenger RNA of Hypomesus transpacificus, 2235 nucleotides long. Its product is annotated as lysine-specific demethylase 4A-like. The transcript has 14 exons. The coding region runs from base 1 to 2154 and encodes 717 amino acids. The record is from RefSeq and is a predicted model, not a curated record. NCBI's taxonomy places the organism in Eukaryota, Metazoa, Chordata, Actinopteri, Osmeriformes, Osmeridae. Gene Ontology annotation, biological process: regulation of transcription by RNA polymerase II.
AUGACACGCUCCCUCCUGUCCCCAGGUCCUCCCACGCUGGUUGUCACGCCGACCAAGCUCAUGUUGAGGGAGCUGCCCCACCCCGAGGCACCGCGAGACUCCUCCCCCCCUCCGCAACCCCUGGCCUCCCCCCUGCCCCGGGCCUCCCCGCAGGCCCCUCGUCCUGGCCUGAAGCUGGGUGUGGCCAGCCUGCUCUUCCACCAGACCCAGAGCCCCAGAGAGGCUCUCCAGGUGCACAGCUUCUCCAGGCAGCAGCACACCCAGCUGCACGUGCACAGCUACGCUCGCGAGCACCAGCCCCGACACCUGCAGAACAAGAACCAGGCCCAGAACCAGGCCCAGAACCAGGCCCAGAACCAGGCCCAGAACCAGGCCCACACUAUCAGCCCUGUGAGGAACGAGUCUACGAUCCUUCAAACCAAACUGGAUCAUCAGAACCAGGCCAAAGCAGAACAGGAAACAGCACAGAGUCUGUCCAAAACCCAGGGUGGGGGCCUGGCCGUGGGGCAGCAGCAGCUAGGCGAGGCCCAGGCUGCCGGGGAGAGGCCUAAGGCCUGCCGCAGUCCAGGCCUGGGCCGGGCAGAGGCAGCACAGGUAGGGAGGAGGCAGGCAGAGGCAAAGAGGCAGGCAGAGGCAAAGAGGCAGGCAGAGGCAGCACAGGCAGGGAGGCAGGCAGAGGGGGAGUCGACAGACAGCAAGCACAAGUCUGUGUCUGGUGCUGGCCAGCAGGGGGCAGCAGAGCAGGGCCAGUCCUACUGUCAGACUGUGAAGAAGAAGCAGCUGCUCCAGAGCCUGCCUCGACAGCACCCUCUGCUCAAGGAAGCCCACAGCGACCACGAGGAGGAGGAGGGGGGGCAGGGGGAGGCCUGGCGCCGAUGCAGCCCCGAGGCAGAGAGGGACUACAACUCCCAAACUGGUCUCCAGAGCCCGUACUGUGCUGUCUGCCUGCUGUUCCACACACACCAGCAGACGGAGGGUCCUGGGGUGCAGCUGCUGGGGGUCCAGGGGGGGCCUCAGCGCUCCAGGCCCCUGAUCCCAGAGGUGUGCUUCAGAAGCUCACACAAGAAGGGGGCGGGGCCUGGGGAGGGGGUGGGGGAUGGGGCGGGGCCUGGGGAGGAGGACCUGACCACGCCCCAUCUAGAGCCAGACGGGACCAGCUGGCUGAUCAGCUGCUCGCGGUGCUGCGUCCGAGUCCACACCAGUUGCUACGGCGUCCCGGAGGGGGCGAAGCCAGGGACCUGGCAGUGUGCCCGCUGUGAGGCUGACGCACAGACCCAGGACUGCUGCUUGUGUCCUCUACGUGGUGGAGCUCUGCAGAGAGCCAACAACGACAAAUGGGUGCAUGUCCUGUGUGCCAUCACCGUGCUGGAGGCUCGCUUCGUCAAUGUGGUAGAGCGCAGCCCUGUCGACCUGAGAGGGGUCCCGCUGUCCAGGUUCCGACUGAAGUGCCAGGUGUGUAAGCAGCGAGGAGGGCCCCAGCUGACAGGAUGUUGUGUCCAGUGUUCCCAUGGCCGCUGCUCUACGGCGUACCACCCCUCCUGUGCCCAGGCGGCUGGAGUGCUCAUGUACCCUCAUGACUGGCCCUUCAUCGUGUUCAUCUCCUGCCAGAGACACAAGGCCUUCCCCGAGAGAGACCAGGCCAAACUGCGGGCGCUGCAGGUGGAGCAGGUGGUGAUCUGCAAGCACAAGAACAGUCGUUACUACCGCUGUGAGGUGGUGGAGGUCAGCACAGCCUCCUUCUACCAGGUCACCUUCACCGAUGGCUCCUUCAGCAACGACCUGCUGCCCGAGGACAUAGAGAGCAGGGACUGUGCUCAGCUGGGACCCCCUGCUGAGGGGGAUGAUGUUCAGGUCCGCUGGACAGAUGGUCUGUUGUACGGAGCCACAUUUGUAGCAUCACACACCAUCCCCAUGUACCAGGUGGAGUUUGAGGAUGGCUCUCAGUUGUCGGUGAAGAGGGAGGACCUAUACAGUCUGGAUGAAGACCUGCCUAAGAGAGUCAAGUCCAGAAUGUCGGUGGCAUCUGACAUGCGCUUCGACGGGAUCUUCACGGAGGAGGAGGUGAAGCAGGACUCCAAGAGGCAGCGUGUGUUUAACUCCCGCUACCGCGAGGCCUAUGUAGAGCCAGUCAUCUACAGAGCCAUCCUGGAGUAGACUAUCUCACACACACACACAGAGCCAUCCUGUAGACUAUCACACACACACACACACACACAGAGCCAUCCUGUAGACUAU